Molecule: messenger RNA, 3194 nt
Organism: Pocillopora verrucosa
Lineage: Eukaryota; Metazoa; Cnidaria; Anthozoa; Scleractinia; Pocilloporidae
Product: sorting nexin-16-like
Biological process (GO): early endosome to late endosome transport; endosome to lysosome transport; protein targeting to lysosome
Cellular component (GO): late endosome; extrinsic component of endosome membrane; early endosome
Molecular function (GO): phosphatidylinositol binding
Source: RefSeq, a predicted model, not a curated record
UCCCUUUUUCAGUCCCCUUACUUAUUUGUUAGCGCUCAGGGCUUUUUCCGAAACGGAAAAGUAAAUAUUAGUGCAGUGUCACGCAUGGGCGAAUACAAAAUAUCUCUCUAGGUUCGAGAGUAAUCUGGGUCUAGCUUAAAUAACGGAAGAAAAAAAAUCAUGGCGUUGGAUGGUCAAGUGACUUUUUUGUCAACAGAAUCGUCAUGGGAUCCUCGGAGACCAAGAAUUCCAAGAAGAAGCCCGAGGUUUAGAAUGGACGAGGAAGAUGAAGAGGAAAGUGGUAACGAAAGAAAUCAAUCAAAUAUGGGAAUGAGAGCACCGAUUAUUGGUUAUGAAAUAGUAGAUAAUCGUCAGAAAUUUACGGUUUACAAGAUUGAAGUUAAAAGUCAAAAUAAAAGUUGGUUUGUAUUUCGCCGUUACACUGAUUUCACAAGGCUAAAUGAAAGGUUGAGAGAUGCUUUUCCAGAGUUUCAAAUCAGGCUUCCUGGCAAACGCCGGUUCAAGGACAACUUUGAUCCAGCAUUCAUAGAAGACAGGGCAAGAGGAUUGCAAUUUUUCAUCAACAAUAUGAUGAAUCACUCUGAAAUAUGUAACAGUCAUGAGGUACAAGAGUUCUUCUGCCUGAAUGAUCCUCCUGGACCUUAUGACAGCUUGGAAGAAAGCAGAGCCUACUGUCAACACUUGGAAAACCAAGCUGAGGACUUGAAACAGAAGGUGGAUGAACUAACGGCAGACCUCAAAAUGACAAAAUCACAGCUCUUACAAGCACGAGUGCAACAGGAAGCUCUUGUAAGUGCUCUUAGAUCAGAGCGAACACUGAGAAAGCAAGGAUUGAAAGGAAAUGAAAAAGAUUCAUCCAGGACUGAUGAAUUGAUAGAGAAAAGUGAAAAAAUGGCACAUGUUGAUAGUCUAAAAGGAAAAGUUUGCCACUUGUUGUCAGAUUAUCAAACCAAAAGCAAGGGAAGGAUGUCAAGUACCUUGGAAAAUGAAACUGAACCUGGUGAAGAUCAAUCAUUUUGGGUGGGAAGUGUGGAGAUUGCAGAGCAUUCAGAUGGAGCUGAUAGAAUGAGGUCAUCUAAUCUGGCCAGGCGGCUUUCAACUGAGCAGAGAAAUCCUCGCACAUCCACUCCUGUGUCUAGUCAUAACAGCCCAAGCUGUCUGGAACCUUUGCAACAGGAUAAUCAAAAAGACCUUGGAGUAUCUCAACAGACUGAUGAAAAGAGUGAAAACUCAGAAGUGAGAGUAGGGGCAAUAAAGGAAAUAAAUAACACUGAGGGAACUGCCAAACAUCCAUCAAACAGGAAGUCAAGAGAUCAAUCCAGUAAAAGAGACAGUGGAAUAAGUGUUGAUACCUCACCAACGCCUAGCACGUAAAUUAAUUUUAUUAGGGGAAUUGUAAGUUUGAGGUGGAUUUUUGGAAUCCUCAUAGAUUGUGUAUUUGAGUGUAGUAGUACAUUCUUCUAAACAGUCUGCUUUGUAGUUUAUGAAUUCCUUCUGGGGAAUUCUUUAGUGGAUUUUUAAGUGUAAUUCUGCUAAGUACUGCCCCAAAUGGAGCUAAGAUGAAAAAUUUUUAGAAUUAGUUUUGGGUAUUUAUGCUUCUGGAAUGAUUUUUUUGAAUGUGUUGAGUUGCAAUCUUUUUCCUUUUCAGGGAAACUGAAAUUUUCUUGUUUAGUUUGUAUCAUUUCUGUACAAAGCAGCUUUAAGGAAAAAAAAACCUUUUCCAAUCAGACAAAAAAAUGAAACUGGCAUUUUUUUGGAGAGUUUACUACUUUCAAUAAACUCUCUAGGGGUAAUCAACACUGAAAUAUUAAAUGCCGAAUUAUUUGGCAAAUUCCCAGGCUUAUAAGUUGCCAAACACUAGUUAGAUUUAAAUGUGCCUUAAAACUUGGGCUUCCAAUGCAAAAGCUCAAGUUUAAAAUUUGGUUGCAGCUGUAGUUUAUCUUCCUAAAAGGCACUGCCAGCAUUUCUGUGCACACCCUACUUAUCUAAAUAAAACGAUCAGCCAAUGAGCUUUAACUGCUCAAAGGAUUUAUUUUCCACAUCAGAUUGCAAACAAUCAACAUGAUUCACAACAGUAUUGAGCUUGCACCUAAACUUGAAUUUGCUUUGUUCAACAAUGCUUAGAAAAAUAAUUUUUAAGAUGAAAAUUCAUGUGUUUAGGUGAGGAGUGAUUAAAAGAACUCAAAAAAAGUCAAUUAGAAGAUGUUUUUAGUCUCACUGCAUGAGAUUGCUCUGAAAGCUCCCAACUGAAGAAAAAUGUUUGUUUCAUUUUUAACAUUUUUUGAGUGUCAGCUGCCAUUAAGAUUGCAGUUGCUUUUACAAUAUAGUUUAAAUUUUCUCUUUACAAUUUAAUGAUGAUGGUUAACUAGUUCCCAUUGGAGGAAAACAAAUACCUACAGUUCAAAACUCAAUGAACAUAGCCUAAUGCAUUUAAAGCUGCAGUAUACUGUUCAUAUGCAUUAGUUGCUAUUAUUGAUUGUAGUUGAGCAUAGCAGGAGCAAUCAUGGGUUGAACUAUGAAAGUUUUAGGUUUUUAGGUUUGUAACUACAGCCAUAGGCUUUGGUAAAUAAAUAUAUUUUAAGAGAAAUAUUGAAUAGAGCAUAUGCACUUAAAUAAAAAGCAGAAUACUUGUUUCCAGAACAAAAGGAAAUGUUUGUAUGAAUUAAAAUUUAACUUCAGCAUGAUGGAAUUGAGAAAGCAAAAUGGUAGUUGAGGUUAAAAUUGUUCUUUUAUAAUUUUUUAAACCAGUUUGAUUUUCUUUGAGAUGUGCUCGUUGAUCUUCAUUAUUACAGGGUUGUCAAAAUUAGGUGGCAACCAUAUGUUUCAACUUCUCUUGCUAAAACACAGUGGUCAUUCCAAAUGCUUGUGGCCUAAUUUUCAGCAUGGAUGCACGACAUCGAUGGAAAUAAAACUGGUUUUUUAGUGCUGUCCACCUUGCAUCACAGUCUCUUCACAGCCCAGUUUUCAUAAUCUGAUAAAAAGUAGAAUUAAAGAUAAACUCUUUUGAAAGAAAGGACAUAUUUAUUUUCCCCUCAGCAUCUUGGUAAGCAUACACCAAUUUUGGUAUACUGAUGCCAUGUGCAUAUGCUCUAUUAUCAGUUUUUAUUCUAUUUUAAUAGUUUAUUGCAUAGUUAGCUUUUAGUAAAGAUUAUAAUACAUUUUGUAGAUCAAGAGUUCUUCAGGCAUAAAUAAAU